AUAAAACGCGGCGCGGCGCGGGGGCCCUGCCCGCAGCCAUGCAGAGCGCGGCCCCCGCCCCGCCGGCCCUGCACCUCCUCACCUCCUACUUCAUCGACAGCAUCCUGGGCCGGGGCCCCGCCGCGGGCCGGCACGGUGAGGGGCGGCGGGGAGCGUGGCACGGUGAGAGGCAGCGGGGUCGCUCCACGCCCCCAGCCCCGGUAAGUCCCCGGUUGUCUCCCGCAGGCGCGGAACGCGCGGAGACGCCGCGGCCCGGCCGAGCGCGCAGCCCCGCGGAGGAGCCGCAGGCGGAGGAGCGCCCGCCCGGCUCCGAGGCACCGGGUCCGGCCAAGAGGAAGCAGCGGCGGUACCGCACCACGUUCAGCACGUUCCAGCUGGAGGAGCUGGAGCGCGCCUUCUGCAAGUCCCACUACCCCGACGUGUUCACCAGAGAGGAGCUGGCCCUGCGCCUUGACCUGACGGAAGCCCGGGUGCAGGUCUGGUUCCAAAACAGAAGGGCAAAGUGGAGGAAACGUGAAAAAAAUGAAAUUCUGGGGACUGUUCCGGGAAUCUCCUUAACACACCCACUUGGUCUAUUUUUGGAUGUUCCACUGAGUCAUUCUCCCCUCCUAGAUCACACGUGGAGGUCAAUGCCUCUUUCAACAUUGGCUGUGCCAUCCAUGUCCCCAGCUUUCAGUCCUUCAACCUUAGGGCCAUUUGGCCUCAGCAGUCUUACAUGGACUUCCCUCUUCAGAAAUCCUAUAUUAAAUCCACAUUUUGGAAGGUUUCUCAAUGCUUUAAAUCCUCUCGUGACAACAGCUUCAGUACUAAUGAAAGCUCCUGGACCCCCGUCAGACCCUGUUCUCACUGCCUUCACUGAUCCAGCAGCAGUUGAAAGGAAAACGUCAAGCAUUGCAGCACUAAGACUCAAAGCGAAGGAACAUUCAGCACAAAUCCCUCAAUUAAACCUCAUCUCCAGUCUUACAAACACUAACAAAGAACUUUGUUAGGAGCUCUCCCACAGACUACAGCCACGGAGGGGAAAGUGAAUGCCUUCUCCAAUAAGUAGCUCUCAUUAGAGAGACACAUUUAAAAAAAGAAAACACACACACACACAGAGCUCUAUUUCCUGCAGCUUCAGUAACAGACUGAAAGGAAAUAAACCUGCUAAACAUUGUUUUCCUGCAUUACAACACAAAAUCAGGUGGUAAAUUGGCUUGUAUAAUUUCUUGCACAGCAGAAACAGAAGCAGGAACUAUCUCAUCAUUGUAAAUCAGGCUAACAUGUAUGUGAAGCUUUGAAAUCACUGAACUCACCAGAAGAUAGUCCAAAGGCUCCAAAUUCUUUGUAGGAGUAACCACUUUUCUAAGCAAGUCUUAACUUCUCAGGAGGAACUCUUACAUGCAGUACUUGAGGACCAGUACACAGUUAUUAACUUGGAGACCAUGCUUCAUGUUGAAGUGCAAAUGCCAGUGAAAUAUUGCAUUCUAGACAAACUUAGCAGGAACAAGAUGAGGACUAUUUUCAGUAUGGUCUUUUCAUUCAGAACUAGGUUUGUGUAAAGAGUACCUUGUUUCAAAUUUAAAAAAAAAAAAAGAAGUUUUCUUUAUGUUCAGGGUGGCAAUGUUUUAACUAUGAAAGUUUAACCUCUGUACAUGAACUGUAUCCUGUGAAUGUAGGUUAGCAGUGUGCAGUAAUUGUGUGUAGCUCUCUGUGUAUGUACAUACAUGUCAAUCAGUAGCUUAUAGCUGUAAAUAGGAGGUUGCUGAAUACUUUUAGCAAGCUUUCUGGCACACCUUACCAGAUCAGUGGGUUAACAGAUUACUUGUAUAUUUUGAGACAUUUCAUGCCUUGAGUAGUUUCAGAGUUUAAAUGAAUACUCAGUGUGAAGUGUUAAAUUCUUCCUUGGACCAAUGUUGAAAUGAGUGGAAACAGAGGCCUUACUGAGCAGGAGUCUACAGUCCAUCACAACCCUGGACUCCACGACAGGUCAUUUUAAAGUCUUUGCUGAAUUUCCCCAUACAGGGCAUGGGACUGAGAAGAACUCUCCACAGGUCUGAUGUUUUAGUGUAAAGUGAGGAUAUGUAGUAUCCUCCUGGUGCUUCAGUAAAAAGUGAGGAUAGGUCAUCGUUUCCUCUUUCUCACUCGCCUACCUCACAGGGCUGUUGUGAGGACUCAUUAAACAAACACAACUCUG
Molecule: messenger RNA, 2176 nt
Organism: Parus major (Great Tit)
Lineage: Eukaryota; Metazoa; Chordata; Aves; Passeriformes; Paridae
Gene: ESX1
Product: ESX homeobox 1
Exons: 4
Coding region: 39-989 (316 amino acids)
Biological process (GO): regulation of transcription by RNA polymerase II
Molecular function (GO): DNA-binding transcription factor activity, RNA polymerase II-specific; RNA polymerase II transcription regulatory region sequence-specific DNA binding
Source: RefSeq, a predicted model, not a curated record